GCUUUCCCUGCCACACUUGCCACAAGGAAUUAGUUACCAAUACAAAAAGCAGCCCUAAAAUGUCACAGGCGAGCUUUUUUCCAUGAGUCUCAAGCGUAGUGACAUGAUUCACAAAGCAAACAAGACAUUUGUUGCACUUUGCUGGGCUUCAGCCCUUAUUUUAACAUGUGUUUUGAUGGUCGACUGUUAUCGUCUGAGGAAGGCAGACAGGAGACAAGAUGAUCCAGAGGCCAAAGCUGCAGGCCUCAGACGAGGCAAGAUUGUAUUCGGGGAUGUUCUGGGAGGGGAUUCUCUGGUGAUGAACACCAAGAAAUCAAACGCGUCUGUGGAGGAUGACAUGUUUUAUCAAGCUGAUGUUCCUGCACCAACACAACAGACAACUUCUCAGGAAGCCUUCUGGAGGCUUAUGAGCUCGCUACAUUGCGCUGGUGACCAGAUGAAGCUCAGGGUUAAUGUACCAGGGCUUAGCCACUUGAGUGUGCAGAAAGCUAAUGGAUAUCCAUUGCCUUUGUCCCUCGUGCCUUCAACUUGUGGCUACAACAUACGCUGGAAUUCUCUUGGAUUCCUCAUGUAUGUCCCUUUUGGUGGCUGCUAUAUGCUUCAACAGGGUGGAAGUUUCGUGCUGCCAAUGCUUUGGAAGGAACUUCCUGUCUCUCUCUGGUGCCCCAAACCACCCACGACAACUGCUGCCCCAAAGGUAACCACUGCACUACCGUCGGAUCCAAAUGAUUCCAAUGCCCGAGUCCCUGCUACGCUGCCUCAGACCACCAAUUUGCCCACUUGGCCCAAGGAUCAGGUUUUACCCCGUGGCUUUCACAGCCAUAAAUUACCCACUGAUGCACAGAUCCAAAUCCUCCCCCCUGGGUCUCAGUUUCCCUUUCCCUCUGGAUCUAAGAACCCCAAGAUUCCCUCUGAGCCCCCGGUCCAAAUCCUCCCUGCUGGGUCUCUGUUUCCCUUUCCCUCUGGACCUAAGAACCCCAAGAUUCCCUCUGAGCCCCCGGUCCAAAUCCUCCCUGCUGGGUCUCUGUUUCCCUUUCCCUCUGGACCUAAGAACCCCACGUUUUCCUCUGAGCCCCAAGCCCAAAUUCUACCCCCUGGGUCUCGGGUUCCUUGGAGUCACAUAAUGCCCCAGUUCCCUGGGUACCCAGUGGGCCUCCCAGCACCUCAGAACCUCUAUGCACCUCGACAAUACUUGCCACAAGUGAGUCGGUACCCACUCGUAAAUCCCUACGUCUGGCAUUUCCCAGUACAUCAGCCACUAACUGGGAAGCAAACACUGGGCCAAAAAGAAGGAAAAGGAAUGCAGCCAAGUAGUCCCCAUUUUCCCUGGCCGUAUCCUUAUUACCCUCCACAGCCGACUGCAAACCCAGCAGAGACCACAACUGCAGCACCAUCCCAAUUCCCCCCAAAGCUAAUGCCCGCUUAUCAGGACCUCAUGGCUGCAAUGCUUGCUGCUAGCUGAAAGUUGCUCCAAUAAAUUGCUGAAUAAAUAAGAUGUCUAUGUUGAUUUCAUUUGAAUCACAUAUUGUAUAUCUUGGUAACUAAGCAAUUACUGAAAUGGCUAUGAUCAAAUUUUGAUGUCAUACUAAAGAGCAAAAAUUGCCAAACUGUCAUGUUACCAGAAUAAACACAGCAUACUCUGUUA
Messenger RNA from Doryrhamphus excisus (bluestripe pipefish), 1645 nucleotides. RefSeq lists its product as uncharacterized. Lineage: Eukaryota; Metazoa; Chordata; Actinopteri; Syngnathiformes; Syngnathidae. The record is from RefSeq and is a predicted model, not a curated record.